Messenger RNA from Archocentrus centrarchus (flier cichlid), 1736 nucleotides. Its product is annotated as proline-rich protein 5-like. The coding region runs from base 269 to 1351 and encodes 360 amino acids. The record is from RefSeq and is a predicted model, not a curated record. Gene Ontology annotation, biological process: TORC2 signaling. Gene Ontology annotation, cellular component: TORC2 complex. The transcript has 9 exons. NCBI's taxonomy places the organism in Eukaryota, Metazoa, Chordata, Actinopteri, Cichliformes, Cichlidae.
GAGGAGGCAGUUGUUCUCACUUUCAGUUAGCAGAGAACCUGUGUCUGAGUUCAGUUUCUCAGUUUGAGUACUUUAGUGGAGGAAGUCUUUGUUAGAGCGGAAACUCAAGCGAUGCGCACACAGAGCUGCUGCUGAUAACGAGAAGAGGCGCUCCGCUUUCAGAUGCACGUUUUAUUGAGUUGUCUCCAAACCGCGGCUGUGUUUAUUAUCAGCGGGGCAGCAAGAGCACAAGAAGCGAAGCGAGUUCGCAGAGCAGCCAGCUUGUAUAAUGGGAUCUUUCCGGCGUCCCAGACCACGGUUUAUGAGCUCUCCAGUUCUGUCAGACCUUGCCCGGUUCCACGCCAGCACACCUGCUCUACAGAUCUCCAACAUCACUGUGUGGAACAGGGUCCAAUCAGCUGUGAUCAAGGUGUUCAAAGGGGCAUCUCUACAGAAUAAUGAGCUCUACACACUUAAUGAGAGCAUCAGGUGGCUCCUUAAAACUGAGAUGGGCUCCUUCAUCACAGAGUACUUCCAGAACCAGCUGCUGAGUCGAGGUCUAGCUGGAGUCCUAGAGCAGAUCCUUCUUCAAAGCAGUGACACUGAUGGCAACCAACUUAACAUUCUUGCCUACAUGUGGGACCAGUUCUUCACAGAGACCCUCCCUACACUGCAGGCCAUCUUCUACCCGGUCCAGGGUCAGGAGCUGACUGUGAGACAAAUGGCCCUCUUGGCCUUCAGAGACCUGGUGCUGUUAAAGCUUCACCUAGAGGAAACUCUGGGAAAUGCAACCUCCAUUCCUCCAUCAGUCACACAGAUGCUGCUGAUAUUACAGGGUAUCCAUGAGUCUGCUGUUCCAAGCUCAGAGUAUCACCAGUUGGAGCAUCUAGUGGAAAUCGUCGUGUCUCCAUAUGUCUGCAAUGUCCUGCACAAUAGAAACAGGCACCCAUUAGAGUCCUGUCAUCUACGUUCAUCUGCAACACUGCUGGGUGACCAGUCCCAGCCCGAAAUUACCAUCACUCAACACCACAGCUUCUUGGACUCCUCGUCUCUUUCUCCACUAGUGGAGCAGGAGGGGGAGGCAUACUUGGAAAAGGUUGGUGGUGUGCGGCGUCACACGGUGGCUAAUGCACACUCUGAUGUCCACCUGCUGUCUAUUUCAAACAAGAUGCAUGCUGGGAUGGAGAAGGACAGCAGAGGGGAAGAGGAACAAGGAGUCAUUGGGUUUUUGGUGCCUAUGAGUCGUAGGCAUUUCUCCAACCAAGUGGGCAUGGCAGAGUCUCCAAAUGGCUCAGAAGACAAUGGAUUUGUGAGACAAUGGACAUGUGAGACAAUACAAGAUGAAAAACUUCAUGAUGACAAAAGAAAUUAACUGCAAAGUAAAUGCAGGACAUUAUAAAGAUUAGAGAAAAAGAUUUGAAAACAAGGAACAAUGUAGGAAGCAAGAAGACAAGUUUGUACCAAGCUUGUCCAUCCACCAUCCCCAUACCCUACAUCACCUGCAGGUCCCAGUAGGAGGGAAAGGUCUGCUCAGGGUCUUAACUGCUAUGAAUGUGUCAACAACAGCCAGGAGCCAUUUUUAAGUGCCUCAGUGCUUAGCAGGUUCUUUGUCUUCAUCUGCCUGCUAAUGUCACACACAAAGGUUCUCUUUUAAGACUGUUACCAAACAAUAAAGUUGAUUAAUGAAACUAAUUAAUGUGCUGUACAGUAUAAUACAAAUCCAAAGGCUGGGCAUGCCCUACUCAUUCAAGACAUUU